AUGUUUUCGAUGAACGCUUCGACUUUUGCGGACAACCGGGACCUCAUGCAUCCCAAUGACCUGAUAAGUCCGAAGACGAUACCUGGUUUUAAGGUUUACCAAGCAUCUAAUGGCUCUGUUGUCAAACUAACGGACGUUAUGAAGAAAUUCAAGCCUCAAAUCGAGCAUCAUAAUAAGAAAGAGUCAUAUAUUGCUUUCAUUGCUUUCGUAAACGUAAAACAUUUUUAUGACUCCGACAAGCAGCUUUUCAAUUUCAAUUUCUUAAAAAUAAAAGGGAAAGUUGAACCAGUUGUGCCAACUUAUUAUGUGGACAUUCUCAGCAAAACAGAAAAGGGACCCGUCGAGAAAAAAAUUCUGGACAUUACAUAUCCCGAAGGCUAUGAAGAGACGCCAGAACUUCUUGUUGCUAAAAACUCGUACAUAAGAUGCGCAACAAGAAAGGAAACGGAGAUGCAACUGAUGAUGAUGGAAUUUACUCAGAAACAGAUGGAAAUGGAAAAUCAGAGCUUGCGAAAACAACUUGAGGAAAUGCAACUAUCUUACAAUGCCCGAAUUGACUCCUCAAACGAGUUUAUUCGACGAUUAAACGAAAAACACGAGGAGCAAAAUGCAAAGAAGAUAAUCAAGAUCGCCGAGCUCGAAGACAAAAUCGUAGUAUUAGAGGAAACAAAUUAUACACUGAAAAAUGGGUUAUUUUGCGACAAUGGGAUGCAUAAACACCUUUUUGAAAUGGAAAAGAGCGUGACUGAACGCUUGAAGAAAGAAGUGACCAAUCUCAAUAAAGGAAUCUCAAGAAAAACUGCUGCAUUUGCGGAAAUUUCCUCUGAAAACGAGAAACUGAAGAGAGAACGAGAUGGAUUAGAAAUAAAAAAUAUCGAGCUGAAAAAGAAUGUAACUGGUGUCUCAAAAACCGUAGAAAAACUGAAGCAAGAAAAUUCGAAAUUGAAAGCAGAGAAAGAAACACUCUCCUCGAACGAGAAAGAAAUCUCAACUUGUCCGGCGACGACUGCCCUCUCUGCAUGGAAACUUACGACUCUGACGAGCGCCACAGAUGCUGCCUGA
Oikopleura dioica is the source of this 1062-nucleotide messenger RNA. NCBI's taxonomy places the organism in Eukaryota, Metazoa, Chordata, Appendicularia, Copelata, Oikopleuridae. The record is from the annotation of a GenBank genome assembly.